This is a messenger RNA of Octodon degus (degu), 2438 nucleotides long. It is a transcript of the gene Odf2l, whose product is annotated as outer dense fiber of sperm tails 2 like. Gene Ontology annotation, cellular component: ciliary basal body; centrosome. NCBI's taxonomy places the organism in Eukaryota, Metazoa, Chordata, Mammalia, Rodentia, Octodontidae. Gene Ontology annotation, biological process: negative regulation of cilium assembly. The transcript is spliced from 16 exons. Bases 249 to 2030 code for a protein of 593 amino acids. The record is from RefSeq and is a predicted model, not a curated record.
CACAGAAGCCACCAGCCGGUUACCAGCUCUUCUUUUGUGCCGCUGAACCUGCGUGGGCACUCCUCAGGCGCGUGCUGUUCUGAGAAUUCUGCUUCUCACCUGGCGUCCCUUGCCUACUUCCCUAGCCUUCGUCCCAACUCUACAGCCCCCUGUGUCCCGCUCCUUCCCAGUUGACCCAGGGCUGGAAAACACAGCUUUCAGCUUAUGUGAAGUUGCUGAAGCCACUUAUCAAGUCACUUACUGAAUUUAUGGAGAAGCCUGCAAAUCAUGGCAGCCAGUCGGAAGAACUCUUUGCCCACCUUAAGAGUGUACCAGAGAAAGAACUUCUAUCGCGGAGUGCCAGUGAAAAUCAUCUUAGCUGCCUGAAGCAGGACAUCUUAAGUGAUGAAAGGACUGAACUGGAGGCAACACUUAAGGAAGCUGAGCUGGCAGCCUGUUCUAUAGAAUUACUUUUGCCAUUAUUUAAGAACACCAUUGAAGAGAUUAAUUUUGCAAAUGCCAGAGUUUCUGGAUCCAGUUUGAAGAGGAUUUCUGAACAGAAAGAAAUGUUAAUGAAAGAAUUAAAUACUUUUAAACGUGUAAAAGCAGCUUUAGAGCAUCUUCUUAGACAGACAGACUACAGACAAACAGGAGACAAUUUACCCAGCAUGUUGUUGAAAAAUCUAACAGAUAAUGAAAGUGAAAACACAAACCUUAAGAAGAAGGUACUUGAAAAGGAAAACUAUAUUCAAGAGCUGUCUUGCUUAUUUCAGAAUGAAAAGGCAAAUGCUUUGAAAGCAAACCGUUUCUCCCAAUCAGUAAAAGUAGUACAUGAGCGACUGCAGCUCCAAAUCAAUAAAAAGGAAGCAGAAAACGAUAAGUUAAAAGAAUAUAUAAAGAGUUUAGAAACCAAAAUAGCCAAAUGGAACUUGCAGUUGAAGAUGAAUAAGCAUGAGGUGGAAGCCAUGAAAGAAGCAGGCAAGCAGAAAGUGACAGCUCUGAGAAAGGCAUCUAAGAUCUACAAACACAGGCUCGCACAUUUCACAGGAGAUGCCGAGCACCUCACUUCCCAAAUUAGGGAUCAGGAAGCCAAGCUGUCUGAAACAAUUUCAGCUUCCAGUGCCUGGAAAAGCCAUUAUGAGAACAUUGUAAUAGAAAAAACAGAGUUGGAAGUUCAGAUCGAAACAAUGAAAAAGCAAAUUGAUAACCUUUUGGAAGAUCUGAAGAAAAUGGAAGCCCAUGGAAAAAAUUCAUAUGAAGAGAUUCUUAGAAAACUUCAGUCAAUUGAAUAUGACAAUGAAACUCUGAAUCUUGAGAACACAAAAUUAAAGACCACACUUACUGCUUUGAAGGAAGAAGUUGUUUCUGCUGAACAUGAACUGUCAGAACUGCAAGAAGUAGAAAAACGACAGAAAGGCCUUAUUGAAAUAUAUAAAACUCAGGUGCAAAAGUUGCAAGAAGCAGCUGAAAUGGUGAAAAGCAAAUAUGAAAAAUUGCUACAUGAAAAUAACCUAAUAACAGAAAACAAAAAUAAAAGAUUAGAGAUGAUUGGUGGAAAUCAUAAUCUUCUGACAAAGCUUUCUCUUGAGGAGGAAAAUUAUCUCAUUCAGUUGAAGUGUGAAAGCCUUAAACAAAAAUUAGAACAGAUGGAUGCAGAGAAUAAAGAACUUGAGCAGAAGCUGGCAAACCAGGAAGAGUGUCUUCAGCACAGCAAUCUGAAGCUUAAAGAGAAAUCUGCAGAAUAUUCAGCGCUGGCCCGGCAACUGGAAGCCGCUUUAGAAGAAGGCAGACAAAAGGUUUCUGAAGAAAUAGAGAAAAUGUCAUCUAGAGAGAGGGCUCUACAAGUUAAAAUAUCAGACCUGGAAACUGAGCUUAGAAAGAGGAAUGAAGAACAAAACCAACUUGUUUGCAAAAUGAACUCUAAAGCACAGCAUCAGGAAGUGUGUUUGAAAGAAAUACAACAUAGUCUUGAGAAGUCGGAGAAUCAGAAUGAGAGUAUUAAGAAUUAUUUACAGUUUCUUAAAACGUCUUAUGUAACAAUGUUUGGAUAAAUUGUUGAAUUUAUUUUCUAUAAGCAUAGGCUUUUAAUAAGUCUAAAAUAUGAUUAGUUAAAAAAACACUACUGGUUGUUAUACUUUAUGAUUUAUAGGUAGUAGUGUUAGUAUUUUUCUGUAAAGACGUUUGAAACAUAACUUAUUAUAUAAUCAAAACUUUACAACAUGACAGCUAUUAAUAUUCUUUUUUGCUGGAGAAUUCUCAUUUAGCUCUUGAAAAAUAUAUUGGAGUUUUAGAAUUUUUUAUCACAUGUACAUGCAAGUCAGAAUCAUUCUUUGGGUUGUCUACAGCUACCACUCAAAUGAAUUUUUAAUAACCUAGGCUAAUUAUGAGUCAAGUACAUGAUUUCAAAAUAAUAUAUAUAAUUGUCUUAUGUUGUGGUGUUAUAUAAAUGUAAUAAAAGA